Molecule: messenger RNA, 4892 nt
Organism: Spea bombifrons (plains spadefoot toad)
Lineage: Eukaryota; Metazoa; Chordata; Amphibia; Anura; Pelobatidae
Gene: VPS8
Product: VPS8 subunit of CORVET complex
Exons: 46
Coding region: 41-4291 (1416 amino acids)
Biological process (GO): protein targeting to vacuole; endosomal vesicle fusion
Cellular component (GO): CORVET complex; early endosome; HOPS complex
Molecular function (GO): protein binding
Source: RefSeq, a predicted model, not a curated record
CGCCGCUUAUUUCCUGCGUUUACAUCUUUGACAGUGGGACAUGGAGUCAGAGUCCGGGAAUGAUGAUCUUGGUGCCAAAGGCUGGGAGCCAGGGAGACUCGCUAGCCCACCGAGUGGUUUACUUGGCAGUCUGGAGGAUGACCUCAAUAGAUCUCAAACUCGUUUAAGUUUUCUGGAUGAGGAUAAGGAGUUGGAUACAAAGCAGGAGCUGAUUGAUGACAAAGAAUUUGACAUCCCUCAGGUAGACACACCACCAACGCUGGAAAGCAUCCUAAACGAGACUGAUGAUGAAGAUGAGCCUUUCAUACCAGAAGACCCUGUUCUUCUAAACGUGGAAACCAUUGACACACUCUCCUGUGAUACCUCGUCACUGGCCAGUUCGGACAGUGGUGAUAGGGCUCUCAAGAGGAAAAAGAAGCUUGCAGAUGCUUUUUCUCGCCAUGGAUCUGUGAUGCAUCACACAUUGCUAAAAGGAGUCUCUGCCCAGAUUGUUUCUGCUGCUGAUAAGGUUGAUGCAGGGUUGCCUACAGCAAUAACUGUGUCAAAUCUGAUUGCCGUAGGCACUUCUCACGGCCUGGCAUUGAUAUUUGAUACCAACCAAGCACUGAGACUUUGCCUGGGCAGUACCGCAUUGGGUGCACAAUAUGGGGCUGUGUCUGCCCUGAGCAUUAACAAUGAUUGCUCCAGAUUGCUCUGUGGCUUUGCAAAAGGACAGAUUACAAUGUGGGACCUUGCUGGGGGGAAGCUCUUACGAUCCAUAACAGAUGCUCAUCCUCCUGGAACUGCCAUUUUGCACAUCAAGUUCACAGAUGAUCCUACUCUUGCUAUCUGCAAUGACAGCGGAGGCUCUGUGUUCGAAUUAACUUUCAAACGAGUUAUGGGAGUAAGGACCUGUGAAUCCAGAUGCCUUUUCAGUGGAUCUAAAGGAGAAGUAUGUUGUAUUGAACCCUUGCACACAAAGGCUGAGAUACGAGAUCACCCCAUUAACCAGUAUUCACUGCUUGCUAUGGCGUCUUUAACUAAGAUUCUGGUGAUUGGUUUGAAGCCAUCCCUAAAGGUUUUGAUGACCUUUCCCUAUGGACGUACUGAUCCAUCCAGCGUUCCUCUUUUGGCCUGGAACUUUGUGGCUCUGCAGGGUGCACUCAACCCAAUGCUGGCUUUUUGCAGAGGGGAUAUGGUCCAUUUUCUCCUGGUAAAACGGGAUGAAUCUGGAGCAAUUCAUAUCAGUAAACAGAGACAGCUACACUUACAUUAUGACCUUAUCAACUUUACGUGGAUUAAUGCUCGCACUGUGGUACUGCUGGACAGCGCUGAGAAGCUUCAUGUGAUUGACCGUCUGUCCCAGGAGGAACUAGAGACCAUAGAGAUAUCUGACGUUCAACUUGUGUACAACAGCAGUCACUUCAAGUCACUGGCCACUGGGGGGAAUGUAAGCCAGGCCCUGGCUCUAGUAGGAGAGAAAGCUUGUUACCAGUCAAUCAGCAUAUAUGGUGGACAAAUCUUCUACCUUGGAACUAAGUCAGUCCAUGCCAUGAUGCUGAGGAACUGGCGAGAGAGAGUGGAUCAUUUACUGAAGCAAGACUGUUAUACCGAAGCAUUGGCUCUAGCAUGGUCUUUCCAUGAAGGAAAAGCAAAAGCUGUUGUCGGUCUUUCUGGGGACUUAAAGAAAAGGAAGAGCGUGGUGGCUGAUAAGAUGGUUGAAAUCUUACUCCAGUACACAGACAAAGCAUUGAGAAAGUGCCCCGAGCAAGGGAAAAUUCAGGUGAUGGAGCAACAUUUUCAGGACACUGUGCCAGUCAUGGUUGAUUAUUGCCUUUUGCUACAGCGGACGGAUAUCCUCUUCAGCCAGAUGUAUGAUAAACUAAGUGAGAACUGUGUGGCCAAGGGUGUGUUCUUGGAGUGUUUAGAACCAUACCUACUUCGGGAUCAGCUUCCUGGGCUUACACCACAUGUGAUGAAGGAUUUGCUGCUACAUUUCCAGGACCGUGGCUUGAUGGAUAGUAUGGAAGCCUGUAUAGUUCAUAUGGACAUCACCAGUCUUGACAUACAACAAAUCGUUCAAAUGUGUUGGGAGCACCGACUCUAUGAUGCUAUGAUUUAUGUCUACAACAGCGGCACUAAUGAUUUUAUCAGCCCCAUGGAGAAACUGUUUACAGCCAUAUCGACUCCCAUAAGCUCUGGGAAAUCUCUGACAGAUGAGCAAGUUGUCAUGGGAAACAAACUGCUUGUGUAUAUCAGUUCCAGUUUGGCUGGACGGGCUUAUCCUUUGGGAGACAUUCCUGAAGAUCUAGUACCAUUGGUGAAAAAUCAAGUCUUUGAUUUUCUCAUUCGAUUGCACUCUCCAGAGGCCCCUCAAGAUGAGGAGGUGUACCCCUAUAUCCGUACCCUGCUGCACUUUGACACACGAGAGUUCCUCAAUGUUUUGGCCUUGACAUUUGAAGACUUUACAAAUGAUAAGCAAGCUGUGGAACAUCAGCAACGUAUUGUGGACAUCUUACUAAAGGUCAUGGUGGAGAACUCUGAUUUCACUCCCUCACAAGUGGGCUGCCUGUUUACCUUCCUGGCUCGGCAGCUAGCUAAACCGGACAAUACGCUUUUUGUCAACAGAGUGCUUUUUGACCAGGUUCUGGAGUUCCUGUGUAGCCCAGAUGAUGAUUCGCGACAUUCAGAGAGACAGCAAGUUCUUCUUGAACUCUUGCAAGCUGGAGGUGUAGUUCAGUUUGAAGAGAACAAGCUGAUCCAUCUAGCAGAGAGAGCUCAAUUCUACCAGAUCUGUGAAUUCAUGUAUGAGCGGAAGCACCAAUACGAUAGAAUCAUUGACUGUUACAUGCAUGACCCUAUGAGAAAGCAAGACGUGUUCAACUAUAUACAUAACAUCCUUUCCCUCCCUGGGCACAGUCCAGAGGAGAAGCAGACAACCUGGGAAAAAGCAAUGAUGCAUGUAAAGGAGCUUGUAACAUUGAGCCCCAGCAAAGCAGCUGAUCUUGUCUGUACUCACUUCAGUGAUAAGCUGUGUGAUAUCAUCAUAAAACUGCAGGAUUCGUUAUUGCUUUUCCAGUUUCUUAGAAGUCUACUAGAUCCAAGGGAUGGAGCUCAGAUGACCCCUGAGAUCCUGCAGUCUCAGCCACACAUUACAGAGCUCUUCAUAGACUUAAUGUGCCAGUAUGAUCCUUCCCAGGUAACUCCAAUGCUGCAGAUUCUGGAGCAUUACAGAUUAGAAGAGACUAUUCAGAUUGCACAAAAACAUGAUCAUGAAUCUUUGGCCUAUCUCCUAGAAAAGAAGGGGGACAUUGAGGCAGCUUUUCAAGUUAUGCUUACGAGACUUAAGUGCAUGCUUUCAGCGCUGACCAAAGACUCUGUGGAUUCACCAGGCCUCAAACAAGAAACCACUAUUACAUGUGUGGAGAAAACGUUAUUGGAAACUAUCUCUCUCUGUGAAAGGACAGCGCACACACUAAACCAACAACAGCGAGAGGCCCUGUGGUUUCCUUUGCUGGAAGCGAUGAUGUCACCACAGAAGCUUCUCAGUUCAUAUUCCUGCCAGUUGUAUUCUGAAUCAUUAAAAAGUAUGACCAUGGAGGUUCUAAAUAGCAUGGCACCAUACAUCCCCCUCCCAUCCAUCCUCCAGAGAAUCCUGCAGGAUCCUGUGUAUGGAAGAGGAAAGUUGGGAGAAAUACAAGGCCUGGUUUUAGGAAUGCUAGACACCUUUAAUUAUGAAAGGACAUUACUGGAAACUACCACCAAUCUAUUGAACCAGGACCUGCACUGGUCACUUCGCAAUCUCAAAUCUUCAAUUGCAAGGGCACUGGUUCCCAAGCAAGACUACUGCUGUGUGUGUUUGCAACAGUACAAGAGAAGGCAGGAAGCUUCCGACGAGAUCAUUGUCUUCAGCUGUGGUCACUUGUACCACUCACUCUGUCUUCUGGGGAAAAACUGCAAGGUUGAUGCAGGUGAACAGAGCCAAUGGAUCUGCUUUCGGUGCAGCUCAAGCAGCAAAAUCCAAGUUGGGUGCCAACCAGGCACAGCAGUAAGUAAAGGGAGAAUGCCAUCUUUGGUGCAGUCAAGCUGUGGCUCCAUCUUAGACCCGCAACAGCUGCAGGCAUUUGACCAGCUCUGCCGUCUAUAUAAAGGAACAUCACGGUUGGCACUUCUGACUGAACUGUGCCGUUCUCAAAGUCCAGAGAAAUCAGGCAGCUACCACCCAUCUCAGGGAGGCCUUCCCUCAAGCAGCGUAUUUCAAAAUGAGAACUUUCAGCUGCACCUUGCCCCCCCUCCAAUUAUUGAUGACUAACCAAGAAAUCUACUCCUGUCAAUGCCCAAAAUGAGUGGUUUGAAAGCGGCCCAUUUUAAAACAGGUCUAUCUGCAACAAAGAGGGUCUAAUGUCUGACCAAACCGUUUGGAAAUGUCCAAAGAAAGAAAUGUGGGACUGUAUUUGAAUGUGUAUGGCAAUACAAAGUUUUUUCAAAGAUUGGUUGACAUGUAUAAGAAGUCUUUAUGUCUCUGUGUGCUCUCAAAUAUGUUAAGUUUAAUGUUAACACUCCGAUAUCUUUGGCACAAAUCCUUUUUUAUGCUUAAUGUUUGUCCAAGCAGACCAAGAACUCUGUGCCAGAUUAUUGAUGCAUGUAGACAGGCCGACUGGUAUAUAUCUAGAUGCACAACUUCAAUUCGAGAGCAAACUGGAGAAUUCUCAACCAUAUUCCCUGCAAUCCUUACAGUUAUGUAAUGUUUUCUAUGUACACCUUCAUGUUAAUGAACUUAUACAGUAUGUACUAAUUUUAUUUCAUAUAUUCAUGUUUGAUAAGUACAUUCCAUUGAUAUUUGUGAUUCUUGGUUGCCUGUCUUGGUGAGAAGUCACUUGUAAGAAUACAGCCCUAUUAACCUUCUUAGAAAA